Pelagomonas calceolata is the source of this 1127-nucleotide messenger RNA. The record is from the annotation of a GenBank genome assembly. NCBI's taxonomy places the organism in Eukaryota, Pelagophyceae, Pelagomonadales, Pelagomonadaceae.
GCUUAGCCUUUUUUCGGUCCACAACCGGCGUAGAACGCGUUAAAUGGCCGAGUUGAUACACAUGCGUGCCCUACGUGACCACCUCUUGAGCCUGGCGCGACGGCGCUGCUCCACGACGCGCGCACGGCGAGCACUGGAUCGAGCUGGGUUCGCACGGCGGAUUUGACGUCAAGUCUAUUCCGAUCGACGCGUUACCGUGCGCCGUUGGCUCAUUCCAGUGCCGCCGCGCGGCGGAGCGCGGAACAGUGCAGCCGCAGCCGCUUAGGGGCUCGCGGGCGCGGCGGGCGGCGAACAGCUGCCGCCGAGCCACAUCUCACUCCGGCGAGACACAUGCGUGCGCUGGCUCGGGGGCCGUCCGACGCUGCCGCCGCGGUCAACCGCGGCAGCCAGCGGCCGCGGACGGUCGGCGCUCGCUCCUUGGCGAGAGAAACACACUUCGCGCAAAACGCCACGAGAGGCAUGAACGGCACCCACGCAGGUCAGAGGCAGAGCAUGGCCCGCCUCCUCGCCGCGGCGACGCUCGCCGCGACGGCCGGCGCCUUCCUGGCGCCGGCGCCCGUGUCGACCCCUGUUGUUGUGAGGGCCGAGAACUCGGAGGCCUUCCCCUUCCUCAAACGGCCCGAGAAGCUGGAUGGGACCAUGGUCGGCGACGUCGGGUUUGAUCCCCUCCGGUUAGCCGAGGUCCAGGUCGACCUCACGUACGCGCGCGGCGCGGAAGUGAAGCACGGCCGCAUCGCGAUGCUCGCCUGCGUGGGCUUCAUCAUCCAGGAGUACUGGCACAUUCCGGGCGCCGACUACCAGAACUUCAAGCCGCUCACGGCGCCCUGGACGGUGCCGUGGGCCGCGAACCUCCAAAUCUUAAUGUUGGCGGGCGCGAUCGAGCUCGCGACGGCGGACAAGACGUACGGCGAGACGCCGUGGGAUUUAGGAUUUGACCCCCUGUGCUUCCAGGAGGGCAAGUCCAAGGCGGAGAUGGACCGCUUGAUGCUCGGGGAGCUGACGAACGGGCGCUUGGCGAUGAUGGCCUUCGUCGGCAUGGUGAUCCAGACGCUGCUCUUCGACAAGCCGCUCAUGGACAUGCACAUGUAGGUGUAGUUGGUUGGCGUAUAACUAUAUCACACUAGUUG